Messenger RNA from Puma concolor (puma), 5304 nucleotides. The record is from RefSeq and is a predicted model, not a curated record. NCBI's taxonomy places the organism in Eukaryota, Metazoa, Chordata, Mammalia, Carnivora, Felidae.
AUGCUCAAAAGGAAGCAGAGCUCCAGGGUGGAGGCCCAGCCAGUUGCUGACUUUGGUCCGGAUGAAUCUCUGUCAGACAACGCUGACAUACUCUGGAUUAACAAGCCAUGGGUUCACUCCUUGCUACGCAUCUGUGCCAUCAUCAGCGUUAUCUCUGUCUGUAUGAACACGCCCAUGACAUUCGAACACUACCCCCCUCUUCAGUAUGUGACUUUCACUCUGGAUACUUUGUUGAUGUUUCUCUACACCGCGGAGAUGAUAGCAAAAAUGCACAUCCGGGGUAUUGUCAAGGGGGAUAGUUCCUAUGUGAAAGAUCGCUGGUGUGUUUUUGAUGGAUUUAUGGUCUUCUGCCUUUGGGUUUCAUUGGUAUUGCAGGUAUUUGAAAUUGCUGAUAUAGUUGACCAGAUGUCACCUUGGGGCAUGUUGCGGAUCCCACGGCCGCUAAUUAUGAUUCGGGCAUUCCGGAUUUAUUUCCGAUUUGAACUACCAAGGACCAGAAUUACAAACAUUUUAAAGCGAUCAGGAGAACAAAUAUGGAGCGUUUCGAUUUUCCUACUUUUCUUUCUACUUCUUUAUGGAAUUUUAGGAGUUCAGAUGUUUGGAACAUUUACCUAUCACUGUGUAGUAAAUGACACGAAACCAGGAAAUGUAACCUGGAAUAGCUUAGCUAUCCCAGAUACACAUUGCUCACCAGAGCUGGAGGAAGGCUACCAGUGCCCCCCGGGAUUUAAAUGCAUGGACCUCGAAGACCUGGGACUUAGCAGGCAAGAGCUGGGCUACAGUGGCUUUAAUGAGAUAGGCACCAGCAUAUUCACCGUCUAUGAGGCUGCAUCCCAGGAGGGCUGGGUAUUCCUCAUGUACAGAGCCAUUGACAGCUUCCCCCGCUGGCGGUCCUACUUCUACUUCAUCACGCUCAUAUUCUUCCUGGCCUGGCUUGUGAAGAACGUGUUCAUUGCUGUCAUCAUUGAAACAUUUGCAGAAAUCAGGGUACAGUUUCAGCAGAUGUGGGGAUCGAGAAGCAGCACCACUUCAACAGCCACCACACAGAUGUUCCAUGAAGACGCUGCUGGUGGAUGGCAGCUGGUAGCCGUGGAUGUCAACAAGCCCCAGGGACGCGCCCCAGCCUGCCUCCAGCAAAUGAUGCGGUCAUCAGUUUUCCACAUGUUCAUUCUGAGCAUGGUGACGGUGGAUGUGAUAGUUGCUGCCAGCAACUACCACAAAGGGGAAAGCUUCAGGAGGCAGUACGACGAGUUCUAUCUCGCAGAGGUGGCUUUUACAGUACUUUUUGAUUUGGAAGCACUUCUGAAGAUAUGGUGUUUGGGAUUUACUGGAUAUAUUAGCUCAUCUCUCCACAAAUUUGAGCUACUGCUAGUAAUUGGAACUACUCUUCAUGUAUAUCCAGAUCUUUAUCAUUCUCAGUUCACAUACUUUCAGGUUCUUCGGGUAGUUCGACUUAUUAAGAUUUCACCUGCAUUAGAAGACUUUGUGUACAAGAUAUUUGGUCCUGGAAAAAAGCUUGGGAGUUUGGUCGUAUUUACUGCCAGCCUCUUGAUUGUUAUGUCAGCAAUUAGUCUUCAGAUGUUCUGCUUUGUUGAAGAACUGGACAGGUUUACAACGUUUCCAAGGGCGUUUAUGUCCAUGUUCCAGAUCCUCACCCAGGAAGGAUGGGUAGACGUAAUGGACCAAACCCUAAAUGCUGUGGGACACAUGUGGGCACCUGUGGUAGCCAUCUAUUUCAUUCUCUAUCACCUCUUUGCCACUCUGGUGAGUUUAGCAUUUCUUAAAGCAUACAUACUCCAUAAUCUGCCUUUGGUGGAAGAUGUGAGGAAGUUAGUGCAGUUAAAGCAAAGUGAAGCCAAUGCAGACACCAAAGAGAAGCUCCCUUUGCGACUUCGAAUCUUUGAAAAAUUUCCAAACAGACCGCAAAUGGUGAAAAUCUCAAAGCUUCCUUCAGAUUUUACAGUUCCUAAAAUCAGGGAGAGUUUCAUGAAGCAGUUCAUCGAUCGCCAGCAACAGGACACCUGCUGCCUGUUACGGAGCCUCCCUUCCACCUCUUCCUCGUCCUGUGAUCACUCCAAACGGUCCGCAAUAGAAGACAACAAAUACAUUGACCAAAAACUUCGCAAGUCUGUCUUCAGCAUCAGGGCAAGGAAUCUUCUAGAAAAAGAGACUGCAGUCACUAAAAUCUUAAGCAAGAGGCCAUUACAGAGGAGCUCACCUGUUAAUGUCCGCUGUUGUCUUCACUUUGGAGGACCUCAUUGUCACUCUCCUGGAGGCAGAGCUUGCACUCGACAGCGCAUGCUGAGUGGAUCAUUUGAGGGGCAGCCAGCAAAGGAAAGGUCAAUUCUCAGUGUGCAGCAUCAUAUCCGCCAAGAGCGCAGAUCACUAAGACAUGGAUCCAACAGCCAGAGGAUCAGCAGGGGGAAAUCUCUUGAAACCCUGACUCAAGAUCAUUCCAAUACAGUGAGAUAUAGAAAUGCACAAAGAGAAGACAGUGAAAUAAAGAUGAUCCAGGAAAAAAAGGAACAAGCGGAAAUGAAAAGGAAAGUGCAGGAAGAGGAGCUGAGAGAGAAUCACCCAUACUUCGACAAGCCACUGUUCAUAGUUGGACGGGAGCACAGGUUCAGAAACUUCUGCCGGGUGGUGGUCCGGGCACGCUUCAAUGCAUCUAAAACAGAUCCUGUCACAGGAGCUGUGAAAAAUACAAAGUAUCAUCAACUUUAUGAUUUGCUGGGAUUGGUGACUUACCUGGACUGGGUCAUGAUCAUCGUAACCAUCUGUUCCUGCAUUUCUAUGAUGUUUGAGUCCCCCUUUCGAAGAGUCAUGCAUGCCCCGACUUUGCAGAUUGCUGAGUACGUGUUUGUGAUAUUCAUGAGUAUCGAGCUUAAUCUGAAGAUUAUGGCAGAUGGCUUAUUUUUCACUCCAACUGCUGUCAUCAGGGACUUUGGUGGAGUCAUGGACAUAUUUAUAUAUCUUGUGAGUUUGAUAUUUCUUUGUUGGAUGCCUCAAAAUGUGCCUGCUGAAUCAGGAGCUCAACUUUUAAUGGUUCUUCGGUGCCUGAGACCUCUGCGGAUAUUCAAACUGGUGCCCCAGAUGAGGAAAGUUGUUCGAGAACUUUUCAGCGGCUUCAAGGAAAUUUUCUUGGUCUCCAUUCUUUUGCUGACAUUAAUGCUUGUUUUUGCAAGCUUUGGAGUUCAGCUUUUUGCGGGAAAACUGGCAAAGUGCAAUGAUCCUAACAUUAUUAGAAGGGAGGAUUGUAACGGCAUAUUCAGAAUUAACGUAAGCGUGUCCAAGAACUUAAAUUUAAAAUUAAGACCUGGAGAGAAAAAGCCUGGAUUUUGGGUGCCCCGUGUUUGGGCAAAUCCUCGGAAUUUUAAUUUUGACAAUGUGGGAAAUGCCAUGCUGGCAUUGUUUGAAGUUCUGUCCCUGAAAGGCUGGGUGGAAGUGAGGGAUGUUAUUAUUCAUCGUGUGGGGCCGAUGCACGGGAUCUACAUUCAUGUGUUUGUAUUCCUGGGUUGCAUGAUUGGACUGACCCUUUUUGUUGGAGUAGUUAUUGCUAAUUUCAAUGAAAACAAGGGGACAGCUCUGCUGACUGUAGAUCAGAGAAGAUGGGAAGAUCUGAAGAGCCGACUGAAGAUAGCACAGCCUCUUCAUCUCCCACCUCGCCCGGAUAAUGAUGGUUUUAGAGCUAAGAUGUAUGACAUUACCCAGCAUCCGUUCUUUAAGAGGACAAUUGCAUUGCUUGUCCUGGCCCAGUCAGUGCUGCUGUCCGUCAAGUGGGAUGUGGAGGACCCAGUGACCGUUCCUUUGGCAACAAUGUCAGUUGUUUUCACCUUCAUCUUUGUUCUAGAGGUUACAAUGAAGAUCAUAGCAAUGUCGCCUGCCGGCUUCUGGCAAAGCAGAAGAAACCGAUAUGAUCUGCUGGUGACAUCGCUUGGCGUGGUCUGGGUGGUACUUCACUUUGCCCUCCUGAACGCGUAUACCUACAUGAUGGGCGCCUGCGUGAUUGUCUUCCGGUUUUUCUCUAUCUGUGGAAAGCAUGUAACACUAAAGAUGCUUCUCCUGACGGUGGUCGUCAGCAUGUACAAAAGCUUCUUUAUCAUAGUGGGAAUGUUUCUACUGCUAUUGUGUUAUGCUUUUGCUGGAGUUGUUUUAUUUGGUACUGUGAAGUAUGGAGAGAACAUUAACAGGCAUGCAAACUUUUCCUCAGCUGGCAAAGCCAUCACCGUACUGUUCCGAAUCGUCACAGGCGAAGACUGGAAUAAGAUUAUGCAUGACUGUAUGGUCCAGCCUCCCUUUUGUACUCCAGAUGAAUUCACAUACUGGGCAACAGACUGCGGAAAUUACGCUGGGGCACUUAUGUAUUUCUGUUCAUUUUAUGUCAUCAUUGCCUACAUCAUGCUAAAUCUGCUUGUAGCCAUCAUUGUGGAGAACUUCUCCUUGUUUUAUUCCACGGAGGAGGACCAGCUUCUAAGUUACAACGAUCUUCGCCACUUUCAAAUCAUAUGGAAUAUGGUGGAUGAUAAACGAGAGGGGGUGAUUCCGACUUUCCGUGUGAAGUUCCUGCUGAGGCUCCUGCGGGGGAGGCUGGAGGUGGAUCUCGACAAAGACAAACUUCUGUUUAAGCACAUGUGCUAUGAAAUGGAGAGACUGCAUAAUGGCGGGGACGUCACUUUCCAUGAUGUCCUAAGCAUGCUGUCCUACAGGUCGGUUGACAUCCGGAAGAGCUUGCAGCUGGAGGAGCUGCUGGCCAGGGAGCAGCUGGAGUACACCAUCGAGGAGGAGGUGGCCAAGCAGACCAUCCGCAUGUGGCUGAAAAAGUGUUUAAAGCGCAUCAGAGCUAAACAGCAGCAGUCAUGCAGCAUCAUCCACAGUCUGAGGGAGAGCCAACAGCAGGAGCUGAGCCGGUUCCUCAAUCCCCCCAGUAUCGAGACCACCCAGCCCAGUGAGGACAUGAAUGCUAACAGUCAGGAUAAUAAUAUGCAACCUGAGACCAGCAGCCAGCAGCAGCUUCUGAGCCCCACGCUGUCGGACAGAGGGGGCAGUCGGCAGGACUCCACAGACCCCGGAAAACCCCAAAGGAAGUUCGGGCAGUGGCGGCUGCCCUCAGCACCAAAACCAAUAAGCCACUCAGUGUCUUCGGUCAACUUACGAUUUGCAGGGCGCACAACAAUGAAAUCCGUAGUGUGCAAAAUGAACCCCAUGACCGACACGGCGUCGUGUGGCUCCGAGGUGAAGAAGUGGUGGACCCGGCAGCUGACAGUGGAGAGCGAUGAAAGCAGCGAUGACCUUCUGGACGUUUAG